UAUCCGAGUGAUGCCUCUGUAAUCGCCGGUCAACAGACAGGCUUAAACGUAACAACAAACAGUUCCUAUCAUUCUGAAGUGAAACGCCACCAAGAUGCCACCUAAAAAAGGUAGAGGGAACAGAGAUAGUGACAAUGAGACGGAAUCGGAUUCACAAGAGUACCAGGGUACUUUUGAAACGCUUCGAGACGAGGGGGAACAUUUUGUGCAUGUGGCCAACUACAAGAAAGCCAUUGACAGCUUUUCAAAGGCACUGGAGUUCAAGCCUAAUGAUAAACAGUGCCUUGUGGCUCGUUCGCGGUGUUUUCUACAGUUAGGGGAUGCUCAGAAGAGCUUGAUGGACGCCGAGAUGGCAUUGGAUGAAGACAAAGGAUUCAUAAAGGGAUUAUUUCAAAAAGCUGAGGCCUUGUAUGUUCUUGGUGAUUUUGAAACGGCUUUGGUAUUUUUUCACCGUGGUCACAAAGCAAGACCUGAACUUCAAGAGUUUAGACUUGGGAUUCAGAAAUGUCAGGAAGCUAUCAACAAUAGCAUUGGCACUCCUGAAUCAGUAACAUUGGAGGCAAAGGGAGACCUGUCAUUUUUUGAAAAACAAGAAGAGCUGAGGAGAAUUGGUAAAAACAAAAAGCAAGGUAAAGGUGCAUACAGCAAACCUCAGCCAAAGAAAGAAAAUGAAAAGCGUGACAGGACGCGACCAAACAACAGUGGUGACUCCAAAACAAUAAAACAGUUGCUCGGGGAGUUGUAUGGAGACAAAGAAUUUCUGGAGCGUCUCUUACAAGAUGAAAGUGUGACAGGUAGAGACACAUCCACCAGUCAGGAAGUGAAGAACCUUAUUCUAGAUGGCCUAGAAUACCUGGACACAAGGACAGAGUUCUGGAGACAGCAAAAACCAUUGUACGCGCGGAAAAGGGAUCAGCGGCUGCGCGCCAUGGGGCGUGAGGGAAAAACGGGUAAACAGGCCAACCCAACGCGAUACGUGCUGCGCAGUCUGGAGGAGAUUGAUGAAGCUCAGUCCCAGGGUAAAUAUCAGAAAAGUCUUGACAAAGCUCAAAAGACACUGAAAACUGUCCAGGGUUGGUCAGACGAGGAAAUCCUUAAUCGCGAGGAAAUCAUCGCAAAUCUUCACAGCCAGAUAGGAAAUGCUCAUCUGGAGAUGGGCAGAUAUGACAUCGCCCUGGAUCAUCAUGAACAGGAUCUGGAGAUCGGAGAACAAAAUAACCUGGCUGAAGCAAAGUCUCGGGCUUUGGACAACAUUGGGAGAGUGUAUGCAAGGCGAGGCGAUUAUGAAAAUGCCAUCGGCAUAUGGGAAAAGAAGUUGCCCAUGAGCAAGUCAUCGCUGGAAAGCACUUGGUUGUACCAUGAGCUGGGGCGAUGUUACCUCGAGAUGGAGGAUUUCAGCAAGGCUAAAGAAUACGGGGAGAAGUCAUUAUCAGCCGCACGAGAUGCUGACGACAUUGAUUGGACGCUACAUUCCACAGUUUUGAUCGCUCAGAGUGAAGUCAAACUUAGGGAGUACCAGGGAGCUGCUGACUCAUUUGAACAAGCUCUAGAGCUGGCCCAAACCCUUGGGGACAGGAAAGCUGAAGAUGCCAUUAAGACAGCGCUGGAAGAUGUCAAUGAGCAGAUUGUGCGAGAAAUCCGGGCCGAUGAGGAGGACAGGAAGGCUGACCGUAGUAGUCCACAUGGGUCUGCAAGGUCAAGAACGUCCAAUGGUCACAGUGAAGAGCGAAGAGAACGUACAAUUUCACGGAGGAGUGAUCGUAAAGACUCUAGAGAUGAGAAGAGUGACGACUCAGGGGAGAAAAAAGACUCAAGGGAAGCAACUCCAACUAAAGAAACAGAAGAACCUCUUAGAAAAUCCCCUUCCCCGGAGAAACACGAAGAAGCAUCUAGUAAAUCCAAUGAAAAUGAUGACCAAUCAAAGGAUGAGAAAGAAGCAGACAUAGAUCAGUCAAAAAAUAUAGAAAAUGAGGACAAUGGUAGCGUUAAAGGAGAGGAAACUGAAGAUGACAAAGAGGGGAAAAGAGAAGAGGAAGAAGAAAUGAAACUGUCUCAGAUGAGGAUGAACUGAUGAAGAAAACUCAGAUGUUAAAGAUGCUAUUUGAACCAAGCCCAAAGGAAAUACAACAUAGAGAAAUUGAGAUUUCAUUGGCUGACAUCUGGGCCCUCCAGCCAAUUGUAAGAAGUGUAUCGUGUGGUGGGAGAGUAUGUGUUGAUCUUUUGAAGUUCAUGAUUGGCUAUGACAUGAAUGACAUUGGAUGCACAUUUGUUCAAGAUAAUAUUAUUUAUACAAAUUAUUGAAUACCAAUCAUGACUGCCUAAAUAAAAAGUUGUUCUUACAAACUUUUUAAAAGUUUGCGUACGCUGAUGGUGUUGGUUUAUUGGGAAAGAUUUAUAUCAGUUUGAAACAGAUUGGUCCAAAGCUGUGAUGUGCUUGUUUGUUUUUCACAUUUUUUUUCCCUGUUUUUUUCCCCCUUCUGGCAUGUCAGAUUUAUUGUUCUUGCUUAAAAGAACAUAGUAAAUGAAAUGUGCCUGCAAAGAGAAAAAUGAGUUGUUUGUCUCUUAUAUCACUUUGGGGUUUUGAAGAUGAAUGUGUUUUUACGCAGCUUGGAACAAAAUUUGACUGUUUUCCUUAGCUUUCGAUCUGAGCUGUUUGUCUCAAAUGUAAGUGUUUUUAUUUGGCUUGGGACCAAUUUGUAUAUGUCUUUCCUCGGUUAAGACCAAAUUGUAUAUGUUGUUCCUUGGUUAAGACCAAUCUGUAUAUGUUUUUCCUUGGUUGGAACCAAAGUGUAUAUGUUUUUCUUGGUUUGGGCCAAGUUAUGUAUGUUUUUUCUUGGUUGGGCCAAGAUGUAUAUGUUUUUUCUUGGUUGGGACCAAGUUAUAUAUGUUUUUCCUUGGUUGGAACCAAGUUGUGUGUGUUAUUUCUGGGUUGGGACCAAAUUGUAUAUGUUUUUCUUGGUUUGGGCCAAGUUGUGUGUGUUAUUUCUUGGUUUGGACCAAAUUGUAUAUGUUUUUCUUGGUUUGGUUCAAGUUGUUUGUGUUAUUUCUUGGUUGGGACCAAGUUGUAAAUGUUUUUCCUUGGUUGGGACCAAGUUGUAUAUGUUAUUUCUUGGUUGGGACCAAGUUGUAUAUGUUAUUUCUGUAAAAACAGCUAUCACUACGCAAAAAAGUGUGAUGUCAGUGCCUUUUUUCAGUUUCUUUUACAUUUCAACGUUAUAUAUUAAUUAUUGACGCAUGAUGUUUUUAUAACUUAAUUUUAUGAAUACGCAAAUUAGCUUUUGCUGAUCUGAAUUUGUUUAGUCCGACAUUUACCUAUUUGCUAUAAUUUGAUGCCUUCCUUGAAAACCUUUUUUUUCACUUUCUCUACAGAAGUAUAAAUUAAAACUAUUUUAUGGAAAAAUUGAUGAUACGCACUCAGCACUUUCAUUAAUUAUGUCCUUCUUAAAAUUUUCUCUUUAAAUGAAUUUAGAAAUUUUGAAUUGUUACAAAUUUUAGAACUUUAGUUCAUAUGAAAUAUACUGUAUUGUUACCUUAUGAAAUGAAAUACAGGUUUUGAUAUCUUACAUACUUGUGAAUCAAGCACUGGUUUUGCUAUCUUGUAUAAAUGAAAUACAUAUAGGUUUUGCUCACCUGAAAUACAACGUAUGUAGUGAUAUAUUGCAUGUUGAUCCAUUUGAAUCUUGUACAAUUCCAUGCUUUCUAUUUGCACAAAGUAAUGAUGCUGUUAAGUGAAGUACUAGCCAAGCUAAAAGUCGAGUAGUGUACCAGUAGCCUGCCACUGGUUUGUCUAUGGUGCAUUUGUGAAUUGAUUUUAGAACAUUGAAAGAAUAUUCCAGUUUGUUCCAGUGGCCUAAUGACUAUAUCCACAACACUAACUGCAUGCACACUAUCAACAGAUGAAUAGCACAGUGUGGUUGAGGAAUGCUGGGAUCAUGCUACAAGUGUGCUACUGUUAAGCUUGUAGCAUUCCGCUCUGAACAAUUGGACUCUUUGGCACAAGUACCGUAUGUUUAAUAUUGAUGCAUGUUAAGAUUUGUAAGCUAUGGAAUGUUCAUGAGAAGUGAAGGCAAAAAAAUAUUUUGGGAUAUUA
Molecule: messenger RNA, 4090 nt
Organism: Liolophura sinensis
Lineage: Eukaryota; Metazoa; Mollusca; Polyplacophora; Chitonida; Chitonidae
Product: outer dynein arm-docking complex subunit 4-like
Exons: 15
Coding region: 95-2071 (658 amino acids)
Cellular component (GO): cytoplasm
Molecular function (GO): protein binding
Source: RefSeq, a predicted model, not a curated record